CGCUUCCUCGUUCGCUUCCCGCCGCUGCCCGGCCAUUGGCUUCGUGCGGCGCCGCGCCGGCCCGCCCUGGUUCCCGAAAAUCUCCUUUGGGUAUCUGAAGUCCAUAUGGCUAUGUAUGAUGAAGACCUUUUGAAAAAUCCCUUUUAUUUGGCCAUUCAGAAGCGACGUCCUGAUCUCUGCAGCAAAGUUGCAGAACUCCAUGGUAUUGUAUUAGUUCCAUGCAAAGGAAGCCUUUCAAGCAACUGUCUUUCCAACUGCCAGUUUGAAUGUUAUGUACUGAAGCCACUAGAAGAAAAUUUUCAGACCUUAAAUGGAAAGGAGAUCUUCAUACAAGGAAAUCUUGUCAUCUUAGGAACUGGUUUUGACGAUCAUCUCUCGGUACCUGUUCUUUUUGAGGAAACAUUUUACAAUGAAAAAGAAGAGAGCUUUAGUAUUUUGUGUAUAGCUCAUCCACUGGAAAAAACAGAAUGCUCAAAUGAAUCUACAGCUUCAUCAAAUCUUUAUUCUCUGAAAAAUAUUGAAGAUGUUAGAGAAUUCUUGGGAAGGCACUGUGAGAGAUUUGAUAAAUACAUAGGAUCUUUCUACCGAACAUUUAAAGAGCACGAACGGAAAAGCCUCCGCCACUACAUAGAUUCUGUCAGUGCACUUUAUACCAAAUGUCUCCAGCAUCUUCUGAGAGAUUCACACUUGAAGAUGCUUGCGAAGCAAGAAGAGCAGAUGAAUCUGAUUAAACAAGCAGUUGAAAUGUAUGUCCACCAUGCUAUUUAUGAUCUAGUCUUUAAAUAUGUGGGGACUAUUGAGGCAAGUGAGGAUGCUGCUUUUAACAAAAUCACAAGAAGCCUUCAAGAGCUCCAGCAAAAAGACAUUGGAGUAAAACCCGAGUUUAGUUUUAAUAUACCACGUGCGAAGCGAGAACUGAGUCAGCUGAACAAAUGUACUUCCCCUCAACAGAAGUUACUCUGUCUACGAAAAGUGGUACAAAUUAUUAUGCAGUCUCCUAGCCAAAGAGUUAACAUGGAAACCAUGUGUGCAGAUGAUCUACUCUCUGUCUUGCUGUAUUUACUUGUAAAAACAGAAAUCCCAAACUGGAUGGCCAACUUGAGUUACAUCAAGAACUUCAGGCUCUGCAGUUCAGUGAAGGAUGAAUUGGGAUACUGUCUAACCUCAAUUGAGGCUGCAAUAGAAUACAUACGACAAGGCAACCUCUCUGACAGAUCAACAGAAUCUGACAGGCUGUAUGACAAGUUGCUUUUAAAACAAAGGAUGAACUUUUUAUCCCAGAUGUCUACUACUCCAAUAGAUUGCUUAUUUAAGCAUAUUGCUUCAGGUAAUCAGGAGGAAGUGGAGCGCUUACUAAGUCAAGGUGACAGUGAUAAGGACACUGUACAAAAAAUGUGUCAUCCGCUCUGUUACUGUGACAAAUGUGAGAAGCUAGUUUCUGGGAAACUGAAUGAUCCUUCAAUUGUCACUGCAUUUUCCCGAGAUGACCGGGGAUAUACGCCACUCCAUAUAGCUGCUAUUUGUGGGCAAACAUCAUUAGUGGAUUUACUAAUAGCCAAAGGAGCCAUUGUCAAUGCUACAGAUUACCACGGUUCAACUCCACUUCACCUUGCCUGUCAGAAGGGAUAUCAAAACGUUACACUUCUCUUAUUGCACUAUAAGGCAAGUACUGAUGUUCAGGACAAUAAUGGGAAUACUCCACUUCAUUUAGCCUGCACUUAUGGUCAUGAGGAUUGCAUUAAAGCAUUAGUCUACUAUGAUGUGCAUUCCUGUAGACUAGAUAUUGGAAAUGAAAAGGGAGAUACUCCUCUCCAUAUAGCUGCUCGUUGGGGUUAUCAAGGGAUCAUAGAAGUGCUUUUGCAAAAUGGGGCAAAUCCAAAUACUCAAAACCGGAUGAAAGAGACUUCGCUACAGUGUGCAUUAAAUUCCAAGAUUUUGUCACUGAUGGAAUUAAACUAUCUAACCUUUGAGCGGGGACAGAGUGCUUCUGAGUCACCACUUAGGUCUCCUCAGCACUCAACAGAAACUUUCAGCAGAGGAUCAUCUGUCUCUAGUUUGUCAUCAGCAUCAAUUGAUGUAAGGCAAGAUGAAGUGAAGAACAGUUAUAAAGAGGUGGAAAAACUCCUAAGAGCAGUUGCUGAUGGAGAUCUGGAAAUGGUACGUUAUCUCUUGGAAUGGACAGAAGAAGACUUAGAAGAUGAAGAUGAUGCAGUCAGUACAUUGAAACCAGAAUUCUGCCAUCCAUUAUGCCAGUGCUCGAAAUGUGGGCCAGCACAAAAGAAAUUUGCAAGGGUCCCUGCUAAUGGCCUUGGUGUAAAUGUAUCAAAUCAAGAUGGUUUUACACCAUUGCAUAUGGCUGCACUGCAUGGACACUCUGACCUCGUCUCUCUCUUGUUGAAACAUGGAGCCAGUAUCAGUGCCAAGAAUGCAGAACAUGCAGUGCCUCUUCAUUUAGCCUGCCAGAAAGGUCACUCCCAGGUGGUAGAAUGUCUAAUGAAUUAUAGUGCUAAACAAAAUAAAAAGGAUGCAUAUGGAAAUACUCCUCUAAUUUAUGCAUGCUUGAAUGGUCACUAUGAGACUACUGCCUUGUUGUUACAGCAUGGAGCUUCUGUUAACCUUUCUAAUGCCAAAGGAAAUACAGCACUGCAUGAGGCUGUGAUAGGGAAGAAUGAAGCCCUGGUGGACUUGUUGCUUCAGAAUGGUGCGAUGACACACAUACAGAAUGAAAGGAACUGUACCCCUGCAGACUGUGCUGAGCCGAAUUCAAAUAUCAUUAAGUUGCUGGAAACAGCAGCAAGCUGUGUACCUGCAUCAGCAGAGGAAGAAAAGGAAUGUGAGCAGCAUGCUACUAUCAAGAUAAGAAGGAAAGUGAACGAGCCAUGUGAGAAAGCUGAUGAUCCCAUGAACAGACAACAUCAACUCGUCCAAUCAAUUAACAGAUUUAACAAAGCAAAACAUUUACGGAGAACAAUAACAAGAGAUAAAAGUGUCCCCAAUUUUGACUAUCAGUUCUUGCACCAGGUGGAGACUUUUCGCAAGGGAGAUAGCAAAAUGGAUGUUGCGUUGUCAGCUGUAUCACAGCUGUAUGGUGUGUUAGCUAUUAAAGGCUUUGAUAAAACCAAGUUAAAAUCUGUUGAAACACUGGACCAGAACAAAGCUAAGAUUACUGACGCAGAAUGCAGUGGCGAAUUUAUGAAACAUGAUGACAUGAUAGAAACUCCUUGUAGGAGUAAAUUAAUGCACCGGAGACACACUGUUAAUGUUCCGCUUUCAGCAGAGAGUGUCAGUGGUAAUAGUUUAUCCAGCCCUGGAAGCCCAAGUAUUUCACAAUCGAGAGACUGCUGUGAUGACUUGCUUUCCAAACAUUGACAAAGAAGUGCAGAUGUGAUGUCAAAAGCUUUGGAACCAGGUGGUGUGGAUUUCAGUAUCCCUUUGCUGCAUAUCAAAGAACUCGGUGACGCUUGCAAGCUAUGCCUUCAGAAGAGAAUACAGGGAUAACUCUUCAGCAGAAACAGAAUGUUCCUAGAACUUUUGAAGACUGAAUCUGUCUUGGAGGUAACUACAGAGCCAGAUCGUUGCUGAUCUUAACAAACAGGGAAGUACUGACGUAUGUAGGCAGUAAAGUUACCUUCAUGUUCUACGUAGCACUUACUAAAAAAUCAUAUAUAACAGUAAACCAGACCAAACCCUGUAUUGUAUUUUUUCAGCCAUCCACUUUGUUUUUAAAGUCUUUGAAUAAUUUUCGCAUUUUUGGUUUUUACCACUACAAUGGAUAAAUAUAUACAAAUAUAUAUAUAUAUUUAUAUAUACAUAAAGAUAUAUUGGAUAACAAGCUAUUUAUUGACAGAGGUAAUUGAAAUGUCUAUUUUUAUUCGAAUAUUACAAACUGUUAUAGCAUAAAUUUUUCUGUAUAUUUCAGUAGCUGAGAAAACAGUAGUCCAUCUGUGACACCAUGUUAGACAUAUAUACAUGCUAAUAAUAUGAAGGGAACUAAUCUUUGCUAAUUUCUUAGUAAUGCUCCUCUGUAUCUACAACAUCAAUUUCUUUUUAGGAGUCAAGACAGUGGGGAGAAGUAGAGAGCCCCUGCAAAGCUAAAGUGUAAACUCAGUGUUCAGCCUGAUUAAAAAAUACGCAGAAGCAAGAGUGCGUAAGGACACACAAAAUUGUUUUAAGGUUUGCUUUUUUCUUCCUCUAAAGCUAGCCAUUCAAAAAGUGCCACGAAUAUUCGUGAUUCUGAACCUGGGUGACAUCUGCAGGCAAAACCGCUGCUUGAGAGCCUGAACCCAGACUGUUAUUUAAAGUGAACUUCCAUGAACUUCCAUUUCUAAAAGGUACCCCUCACAUCAGUUGGCUUUUGUUGGAAUAGAUCAUUCCCAGAGGUGAUCACUGAAGACCAAAAGCUCACAAGUAACUGAGAUGGUUGCUUAGAUUUGGAUUUUGUUUUCUACUGUUUUGGUUACAGUAGUAAAACAUGUACAUAGCACAAGCCAGGUUCCUAAGUGCAGUAUUUUUUUAUCCGUGGCUCACCACAUCCAGCUUUCAUUUUAUUUGUAUGAAUAAUUCUGUUCCUUUUAAUUGCAAUAUUAGUAAACUGCCUGGCAAAGUAGAAAGCUGGAGGACAUGCUGGUGAUUUUUUCAAGUAACUUUUUAAUCUAAGAGGUAAAAUUUGCUGCAAAUGCACGUUUAGACAUUUGGAGUUGAGGAUCUUGUGUUUAUUUUUCUAAUAGUUUAUGAGUUUAUCUGACUUUUCUAAUGUGCCUUGGAUUUGUGCCAAAAGAUGGAAAGAAAAAGCUAGUAAAGUAAUUCUUGAAA
Messenger RNA from Lagopus leucura (white-tailed ptarmigan), 4812 nucleotides. It is a transcript of the gene ANKRD27, whose product is annotated as ankyrin repeat domain 27. Lineage: Eukaryota; Metazoa; Chordata; Aves; Galliformes; Phasianidae. The coding region runs from base 106 to 3369 and encodes 1087 amino acids. The record is from RefSeq and is a predicted model, not a curated record. Gene Ontology annotation, biological process: early endosome to late endosome transport; neuron projection morphogenesis. Gene Ontology annotation, cellular component: plasma membrane; late endosome; neuron projection. The transcript has 30 exons. Gene Ontology annotation, molecular function: guanyl-nucleotide exchange factor activity; SNARE binding.